CUGGGUGACUGUAGGCGCCUCUCGAGGAAUAGGCUUGGAGUUUGUCAAGUGACUGCUGGAGUCAGUAGAGUAGGUGCAGCAUUUCACAAUGGGUCGACUACACAAAGACUAUUCGAGAUAAUUGCUUCCAAAAAUGCUCAAGAGAGAUGCAUUGUGGAGCAAUGUGAUAUCUCGAGCGAUGAAAGUAUCACUUCAUUCAUAGGAAGAUUAAGGAUUGCUCUAGGUAAGGGCAUGAUGCUCGGAAAUGUCGUGCUUAACGCGGGAGUGUUGAAGUACCAAGGGCGAGCGACUGAAGUGUCUUUCUCCGACUUUGCUCUCCAUCUACAUACCAAUACCGUCGGGCCCAUUAUUGGCGCACGGAAACUGCUCGAUCCCAGCGUGGAUUAUCCGCCUCCCAAGAUUAUCUUUAUCUCAUCCGAUUCUGGGUCGGCAACUCGGUUCUUGGAUUUUGAAGAUGAAUUUGGAGCCUUUGCCGCAAGCAAGAGCGCGCUCAACCAAAUAUUACGCCACAUGGCGGCCGAGCUGCAACGGUCAGAUCAGAAGAAACGUGGGACAGUCAUUUUAGCGCUUCAUCCUGGAGGGCCCGGCUGGGAAGUGAAGGGAUCCAUCAGCCCUUCUGAGAGCGUAUCCGCGAUCCUUCAUGUCGUUUCUGAAAAGGGUGAAGGGGAUAGCGGUACAUUUUGGUGCUGGAAUGGA
Messenger RNA from Clonostachys rhizophaga, 696 nucleotides. NCBI's taxonomy places the organism in Eukaryota, Fungi, Ascomycota, Sordariomycetes, Hypocreales, Bionectriaceae. The record is from the annotation of a GenBank genome assembly.